This is a messenger RNA of Diorhabda carinulata, 1537 nucleotides long. RefSeq names its product tectonic-like complex member MKS1. The transcript has 7 exons. Gene Ontology annotation, biological process: cilium assembly. Gene Ontology annotation, cellular component: MKS complex. Bases 25 to 1524 code for a protein of 499 amino acids. NCBI's taxonomy places the organism in Eukaryota, Metazoa, Arthropoda, Insecta, Coleoptera, Chrysomelidae. The record is from RefSeq and is a predicted model, not a curated record.
GUUCCAUGAAUAUAGUGCCAUAAUAUGUAUAAUUUUAAAGAUAGAAUUACAAAAUACACAGGAAAUUAUAAAACUCCAGAUGAUAUAAACAAUUUAAAAAUAAGGAUCAGACUGAAACAAGAGAUUUUUGAAGAUACCGCUGAUAAAAACGUUGAUUGGUAUGUUAAAGAAUUUCUUUGGCAAGAUAAGUACUUCAGUAAAUGUGAACAAGAAUUUUAUCAGGAUCUGAGAAAUUGUGAUACAGAUUUGAGCAGGAUUUACAAUGAAAAGAUUGUUACUAGGGAAACAAACGACGAUUCCAUAUUUUUCACUCGCACUAACGAGGAUGAAUUUGAUGGGGAUAAGGGAAAAUGGGACAAAACGGAUUUGGAAACAUUAUUAGAAAAAGUGGAUUUGAACAAGGAACAUAAACCUAUUUAUAAUCAUAAUUUCGAGGAUUCCGUAAUAAAUUCCAUAGAGAACAAAGUUAUACCAAACAUCGUAGAAAAAAUGUAUAUUCUUGCAGAUUUGGGAGAAUACAUCGACGAUAUAUGGAUAAAAAACGAAUUCAUAUUAUGUACAUUGAAAUAUGAAAAAGUUUCCAAGACUUUUUCAAUUUAUCCAGAUUUUACUACUACAAAACCGUAUAUUUUAAGAAUACAGGGGGAAUGCUUGAAAUACGUUCACUACUUUAUUGAAAAUGCAUCUGCAAGUAUUCAAACAGUUGAGGAAUUUAAUGAAAUGAAUAUAAUGACAAAGGUUGCCGAAAAGAAGAAUUUUCUAAUAAAAGAACUAACUGGGGAUGAAUUCUUCGUUCCUCCAAAGAACAAACUCUUCGUUUAUUUGUUUAUCGAUAUUUUAUCAGCCCAAGGUUUCGAAUACAACAACUUGUAUUUACAAUAUUUCGUCGAUCUUCCUGAAUAUUGGACUUGCGAUGAUUUAGUUAAUCUCGAAGGAGUCACACAAACAGGUCAUUGGACAAAUGGAGAAGGAUUAGUACAUUUUGGACAUAACUUUGAUUUAGUUUUGGAAUACGAUAUUCAGUCCUUAUCAGAAAUGAAAACCCCAAAGUCACCUUGUAUAUACUUCCAAAUAAUCUCGAAGGGAUCUUUUGAUCGUUACAGAACGGAAGGGUUAGCGUACCAAAACAUUCCCGUUUCCAGACCAGGAUGCUAUUUAUACAAUUUAUCUUGUUAUCGAUUCGAUCCUGUGGGGUAUUCGGAAAAAUUGAGACGAUUUUUCAUUGGAGAUGCGUACAACUACAAAGAUCCUAGAUGGAUUGGAGUUCCAAAGGAGGAAGAGUGCGAGAAUGGAGUUUUCAAUAAAUUCAGCACUUAUACAAUUGGAACUGGACAACUCCAAGUACGAUUGAACGUGCUUCAUCAAUCUCAAGCUUUUUUGAGAGAAUUUAAGGAAAGAGAUGUCAAAGAGAAAUUUAUUUACGAAAAAUUAAAUUCUUCUAGUCUAAUUAAAAGUGUGAAUCAAGUUUUAGUUGCAUUUAAAAAAGCAAGACGAAAAAUGUAUGAGGUUAAAAAAGAAUUAUAACCAUCAAAAUUUA